AUGAACGCUUCGUCAACCUUGCGCGCUACAAGGUGUCUCAGAUCUUCCCCUGCCUCGACCAUUGCUGGUUUCUCAAGAUAUCGAUAUAUUUCAACUGCGUCUUUUAAUUGGGAAGAUCCUCUCGCUACAUCCGAGCUUUAUACGGAAGAAGAACUCGCAAUUCAAGACACGGCACGGCAGUAUUGUCAGGAGCGACUGCUGCCCCGGGUUUUAGACGCAUACCGGAAUGAACACUAUGACCGGAAAAUUCUUGAAGAAAUGGGCGAAUUAGGCCUUCUUGGUGCCAGCAUCAAAGGAUACGGUUGUGCCGGGGUAACAACAGUAGCCUCGGGCCUAAUCGCCAAGGAAGUCGAACGUGUCGAUUCCGGGUAUCGGUCAGGAAUGUCAGUACAGAGCUCCCUGAUCAUGACGGGCAUCAACGAAUUCGGAACCACGAAUCAAAAGGAAAGGUUCCUGCCGGACCUAGCUAGGGGGAAAAUCGCAGGUUGCUUUGGUCUCACUGAGCCAAAUCACGGCUCAGAUCCGGGUUCAAUGGAGACCAUUGCGAAGGAACAUCCGAAUAAAAAGGGUUAUUUUUCAUUGUCAGGCGCAAAGACGUGGAUUACCAAUUCCCCUAUCUCGGACGUUUUCUUGGUCUGGGCGAAGCUGGAGAGUACUGGCAAAAUUCGAGGUUUCCUAGUUGAGCGAGAGAAGUGCCCGCCAGGAACACUCGAAACACCUGCUAUUAAAGAUAAGAACGGUUUACGAGCGUCGAUUACAGGGAUGAUACAGAUGGAGAACUGUCCAGUACCGGUUGAGAAUAUGUUAGAAGUCGAAGGGCUUACCGGCCCGUUCACCUGUCUUAAUAGCGCCAGGCUUGGGAUUGCUUUCGGAGCAAUUGGCGCACUGGAGGACUGCCUGAGCAGGGCACGAUCAUAUGCGCUAGAACGCAAGCAAUUCCGUGGCAACCCUCUUGCGAAGUACCAGUUGAUUCAAAAGAAACUGGCAGAUGCGGCUACGGAUGCUGCGUAUGGAAGUCUUGCGGCUACCCAAGUGGCUCGACUCAAAGACUCGGGGAGUUUGACGCCAGAGAUGAUCUCGAUGGUGAAGAGACAAAAUUGCGAUCGAGCCUUGGCUGGUGCACGCUUACUUCAAGAAAUCUUCGGAGGUAACGCAGCAAGCGAUGAGUAUCAUAUUGGCCGGCAUGUGGCUAACUUGUUUGUCGUACAAACUUACGAAGGUCAGAGUGAUAUCCACUCCUUGAUUCUUGGACGUGCUAUAACCGGAGUUCAAGCAUUUUGCUAG
Molecule: messenger RNA, 1284 nt
Organism: Talaromyces proteolyticus
Lineage: Eukaryota; Fungi; Ascomycota; Eurotiomycetes; Eurotiales; Trichocomaceae
Product: acyl-CoA dehydrogenase/oxidase
Exons: 4
Coding region: 1-1284 (427 amino acids)
Biological process (GO): fatty acid beta-oxidation using acyl-CoA dehydrogenase; fatty-acyl-CoA biosynthetic process
Cellular component (GO): mitochondrial inner membrane
Molecular function (GO): glutaryl-CoA dehydrogenase activity; flavin adenine dinucleotide binding; fatty-acyl-CoA binding
Source: RefSeq, a predicted model, not a curated record